CUUCCAUUUUGGAUAUGGAUCGAUUCGUAAUGAUAAUGGUUAUCUUGCUGACAUUGAUAUUCAUCCCUAUAAUCACUGCUAGUCAAAGAAGCUAAGAUAACAAGCUGUUUAUGUUAGGCAUAUUCGCAAAUUCUACCAUAUUUGAUUCCAUUAUUAUCUUUGAGCACCGUAUGAAAGAUAAUAAUAUUUCUAAGUCUAGUAGAUACAUCCUUUUUAAAUAACAGCUAUGUGCGCAGAUAGAGUGUUGACAUGAGUUCCGAACAGUUUUUGAUGGUUUGUGUUGUGGCAUUUGUGAUUUCGUAUUCAGAUCAAAAAAUAAAACUACCAUGCAGUGCAAGUUCCGAUUUGGACCCAGGCAUAUUCUGGCCUGAUAUCGACCAUGGGACUUGUAGCACAUCCAUACCGGGUUGCACUGACGAAAAAGGACAUCUUGGUAUACGUUGCUGCAAUGAUGGUAAACCUAGUGAACCUAAUUGCAAGAAAAAUGCAAGCAUUCGAGAUCCAAGAUGUUUUGGAAAUAUGAGGAGUACGAUUGUCAAUUCGAAUAUGGAUAUUUGUUAUGAAGUAGUUUACAACACGAAAUUUCAAUUCGAAUGUGUUUCUAAUACUGGGCUGAUGAUACCUCCUAAUUAUGAUAUGUACACGAAAAUAGCUGGAAAUGAAACUGGUAUAUGGCUACCUAUUGAAAAAUUUGAUUCCUACAGAUACAUCACUGUGAACAAUUCGUAUAUGGAUCCAGUAGAAUCUACAAUAUCACGAAACUAUCCAGGUGCAUGUGCUAUUCUUAUAGGCGGUUUGAUCAAAUUUGUCUCAUGCAAUGAACGUUACGUAGGAAUUUGCUUGAAUUUUCCAUUCGUCAUUUACAAAGUGCUUCCGAUGAAUGAGUUAUCGGAUGUUCUUUUAUUGAAAGAUUUUUGUACUAGUAAUUAUACGAAAAAUAGUUUCUGUUCAUAUUUUAAUCAAAGGUACCAUAUGAAUUUAGUUUAUUUUUCCAGCAGAUCUUAUGUUCAAGAACCUUACAUAAUUCUUCAAAAAAGCAAUUUGAGAUUGAUCCUCCAAAUAAGGAUGCAUGAUCCUCCAGAAGAAGACGGAACAGUUUAUCUUCAUGUAGGUUUGGCAAAGUCCGACUGGAAUAUAUUCAUAAAUAAAUCAUAUCAUAUGAGCUAUUAUGAUGCAACUGAUGAAAACCUAUAUAAGGCCCCUAAAAUAAUAUUAUCCAUCAAUGAAAAUACCAUAAGUGUUAAAAAAUACGAUGCAAAUAACAUCAAAUGGACUCAAAAAUAUGAAUUUACCCAUUACAUAUUCUGCUUCAGUUGUACUGCUCCUGAAUAUAGUAUGACGAAAUUAGAAGUCUUGGAUAGCUAUACAAUAGAUAUGAAAAGUAAAAAUGGUAGUUUUUGGUGUGAAGCUUUCGAUUAUGAUUUGAACAUUAUCAGUAGCAAUGUUAUUAGCUUCGGUAAUCAAGUAUUCUACUAUAUUUCAGAAAUGAUAAUUUCCAUCUAUCGUAUUCAAUCGUGUGACAUCCAGAAUUUACGUGAUAAAAUCAUCAGGUCCAUAAUUGUUAGUAAAGAUAUCGAAUUAUUCCAUUUUGAUAUAAAAAAUUUCAGUAUUAUUUAUUGUGAUUCAUCUAUGGCUGAAGUUGAUGUUUCAGUUUAUUGGCGCCCAGAGAGAAAAACUACUGAAGUAAAAGAAAUCGAAGAAGAACAUCAGAGAUUGAGCAAAAUCUUACAAGAAACUUCGGAAAAGAACCAUUGGAAUAUUUCAUAUAUACAAUUGCGACAUUCGGAUUAUUGCUUCAAGGAAACGAGAAAAAUUGGUGAUUUCUUGUUUUCUUGGCCCACAACUCCUUCAUUAACAUAUGCUUUGUCAUAUCCACAUUGUUACAAAUACGAUAAAGAGAUCACAAAGGUGGUUCAAAGAAAAUGUUUCAAAAGUUGUUUGGGUUGUUUUUGGUCGACGGUUAUUGAAUACUGUGAACCGAAUUCAAAUUUAACACAGCUUCUUCAAGAAAUAUAUUCAAGCGGAAAUUUUGUUAUAAAUGGUGUGCUUAAUAAUCUGAAUUUAGCAGUGCGAAAUAACCACCAGGAUUUUAUCGCCGAUGAUGUUGAUUUAUUAUCAAAAAUCAUAAAAAAUAUCAAUGAAGCGCCGUCGAAUAUUGUACUAGAUCUGAAAAAUUUAUCGCUUUUGAUAAAUAACUUACAACUAAUAAAAACGGAUGUACUGAAAAUCUCACAAGACAAAUAUCAAACCACAGAUUCUAUUACGAAUACAUCAGAUAAUAUUUAUCUAAGUACUAAGGAAAGCCCUAAUUUCAUAGAAGCGAAUCAUUGUUAUUAUACGAUAAAUUUAACAGAACACCCGAAUGCUACUGGAAUCAUUUUACGGACAUCAGGAAACACCUACAAAACAAUUAUUUUAGAAUCGGUUUUACCUAUGACAGUAUUAGAUAAAGAUGAUGACCAUGAAGCGGCCAUUUACUUCCUCGAAGAAUACCUCAAACUGUAUAAAGAAAAAAAAGAUGCUGUUCUGAAAUUAUCAAUGUUUUUCAACAAUUACCUCUUCGAUGUCGAUCAUUCUACAUUGACCACUAAGAUAAUUUUCAAAGUAUUACUUUCCGACGACAUGAAAUCAUAUCCUUUCACUUCAUUUCUAACGAUGAAAAAUGAGAAAGGCGGAAAAGUUUGUGCUUGCUGGAAAUACUCUAGUCUGGAGCACAACGAUACCGAAAGUAAAUGGCAGAAAUCUGCAAAAUUCGUAACAUAUUCUCAUUCCACUUGCAUAUACAAUUCUACUUCAUAUUGUACAAUAUUCUCUACGGAAUCGGAGCAGACCGAUGGAUAUGUUUCUGUUAUUCUAGUUCGAUAUUCAAACUCAAUAGAAGAUCGGCCAUAUUAUUUUUCAUUAAUUAUUGAAGAAAUAUACAAACUCUUCGUUCUGAUGAUACUUAAUCGUGAUGAAAUAUUAUCCUAUGAGAUUGGAUCGAUCAGAAAUAUUACACAAAGAAUUAUCGAAAUUGUUGUGAUUUGGAUACCAGAAACUCCUGCUCAUACGAUACCUAUGAUCGAGGAAGAAUAUGCUGAUUUGAAAUAUUAUGUAGGGAAGUUAUCAACCAACUACCCAAAUAAUAAGGUAAUAAAUUGGAUGGAAGUGCUAUCUUUCCGACAUAGAAAAUACUGCUUGGAAGAUACAUACCUGUACGAUGAGGACACGAAAUUUACAUUCAGGACAACGGCCCUACAUGAUGUUGCUACUUCUUCGCCGAUUUGUUAUAAUUUGGAAGGCGUUCUCCGAAGGAGAUGUAUUGGGAGUUUUGAUUCAGGGUCUCUUUGGGAAGAUUUGGAUAAUUUAUCCUUCAAGCACUGUUUUUCGUACGUGACUGAAAGCCUCAACUUUAUUCUGAAAAGUUUCAUAGAUAUGAAUGCAAAUGAAGUGUUGAAGUACUUGGAACAAAUGACAGAGAAAUCAAAAGUUGACUUCAAACCUCUCGAUGUGAAUCUGUUAUCUGAAAUAUUGUUCCUUAUAAGUUACUCCACAGAAACACAAAACCUUGAUAUAAAGAGUGUUUCUGCAUUAAUAAGCAACAUUCAGGAGAUAGAUAAAGACGUUCUAAGAAACUCUCAAUUGCAAUUCAAUGCAACUGACAAAAUUCUUGAUUCUUUAGAUGAGAUAUUGUUAAAAUCGAAUAUCACAAUCAAUAAAAACGCUCGUUUCUGUACAGUACCGUUGAAUGAUUUGCAAAGUUCUGAGGCGCUUAUUCUACAAAGUGAUGGAAACGAUUACAAAAUAUCUGUAGUGCAAGGGGCUGUAAAUAACAACUUUUUUUUGAACAACUAUGAAAAUUUCGAAGGAGCAGUUUUCUUCCAUAAUUUCUCUGGGAACUAUUCCAUAAUUGUGUCAAUAUUUUUCGGAGAUAUUCUUUUUGUUGAUUCAACUUGUGAACAUCCUGUAUCUUUAGUUUUCAGUAUUCUGAUACCAAGUCACAAUGGAACAUUCAACAGACCUUCGAAAAAUAUUGAAAUUGUUUUUAAAAACCACAACGGCAAGGACAGAGCUUGUGCUUAUUGGAAAUAUGGUAUUGACAAUGCAAUUAACAUAAGUGGAAGAUGGGAAAAUGAAAGUGAACCUCACGAUAAUGAUGGAUUUUUCACCUGCAAAUUCAAUCAUACCACACAUUUCGCAAUGCUGAUAAACGAUGAUAGUAGUGAUCCCGAAUAUCUUAUAAUAGUCACUAAUAUUGGAUGCUCCCUCUCGUUAAUAGGACUUAUUGGUAUUUUUAUCACUGGUCUACUAUUCCAGAGAUGGAGACAAAAUUCAGGCAAUAUAAUUUUGAUGAACUUUGUAAUUACAGUCGCUAUUCAAAUAUGCCUGUUUUACUUUUCUGGAGUUAUUCAUGGGGUGAUGAGUGAAAGUAAUUCUUGUAUCUUAAUCGGGGCUCUGUUACAUUAUUCAGUUAUUUCUGAGUUCUGUUGGAUGUUGAUCAUAGCUAUUCUUCAGUUCAAACGAUUUGUUCAAGUACUAACAAGACCCCCAAGUUAUAUACUUUUGAAAUCUUUCUUGGGUGGUUGGGGCUUUCCUCUCAUCCCUGUUUUGUGUGUGCUAUUGAUAGAUCCUGAAAAUUACAUGUAUUCAAUGACAGGGAUAUGUUAUCCUUCCAAGAUAGGAUUAUACUUAGCUGUUUGGCUACCAAUUAUGGUAAUAACGAUCACUAACUCCAUAAUAUUCUCUUAUAUUAUCUAUAGUGUAUGCAACAGAAGAACAGAAUGUGUUGACACAAUUAGUAACGAAAUUAUUUUUCAAUGGAGAUUGGCAAUUCUAUUGUUUUUUAUGUUAGGAUUAACUUGGAGUUUCGCUAUAUUGAGUGAAUUCAUUUUAAGAGAUUUAUUUGCUUAUCUUUUUUGUAUAACCGCUACUUUACAAGGAUUCAUAAUGUUUUUGUUCUUUAUAGUUCUCAAUGACAGAACGAGACUUUUGUAUUCGGUAUUGUUCAGAACCAUAUUGAAAUAG
This is a messenger RNA of Harmonia axyridis, 5004 nucleotides long. RefSeq lists its product as uncharacterized. NCBI's taxonomy places the organism in Eukaryota, Metazoa, Arthropoda, Insecta, Coleoptera, Coccinellidae. Gene Ontology annotation, molecular function: G protein-coupled receptor activity. Gene Ontology annotation, biological process: G protein-coupled receptor signaling pathway; cell surface receptor signaling pathway. The transcript has 2 exons. The record is from RefSeq and is a predicted model, not a curated record. Bases 250 to 5004 code for a protein of 1584 amino acids. Gene Ontology annotation, cellular component: membrane.